AUGGCGGUGUAUUGCAAUGAAGUCCGCAAGCUCGAGGACAAGUUCGACGGUUUGGAACUCAACCACGUCACACGACGCUUCAAUGAGGCAGCUGACGAGCUGGCAAAGGCGGCAUCCGGCCGAAAGCCAGUCCCUUACGGCGUCUUUAUCAGCGACCAGUACAAGCCCUCGAUCCGCUACAAGGUGCCAGGAGAGGCCGGCAAUGCGCCACCUAUCCCGGACUCGGGAGCCGACCUAGGAGAGGUCGGCAACACGCCACUUGUCCUGGACUCGGAGGCCGAUCCCUCUGACCCCGAGGUCAUGGAAAGCGACACGAACCCAGCAGAGGGGCCCGACCCCCCACCCGACUGGAGAGCCCCGCGCCUCGAUUUCCUCCUCCGCGAGUUGCUCCCGGCGGACAAGAUAGAGGUGCGAAGAAUUGCCCGUCGUGACAAAUCCUUUGUCAUCAUCGACCAGGAGCUCUACAAGCCGAGCCAUAUCGGCAUCCUGCAACGCUACAUCCCGAUCGAGCAAGAAAAGGCGUUACUGGCCGAUGGCAGUAGCCGACGCCACCCGCACCAAGAACCCUCAUCGGGAACGCCUUCCGACAGGGCUUCUACUAGCCGAUGGGAGUAG
This is a messenger RNA of Setaria italica (foxtail millet), 615 nucleotides long. RefSeq lists its product as uncharacterized. Bases 1 to 615 code for a protein of 204 amino acids. The record is from RefSeq and is a predicted model, not a curated record. Gene Ontology annotation, molecular function: nucleic acid binding. The transcript has a single exon. NCBI's taxonomy places the organism in Eukaryota, Viridiplantae, Streptophyta, Magnoliopsida, Poales, Poaceae.